AUGUUCUUCACACAUGGGCCGUCCUUUUCGCUUCGGUAUCAAAAUAGUGGACGGAUUGGGGAUGUCCAUGUAUUCAUGAAGAACCUCUACCGCUUUUGGGUCUACAAGGGCCUCUGGUUCUCGUGCUUGGCGUCCUUGGUGGACUUUCUUAAUAGCGUUGUCGUGUUCUGUCUCGUGGUAUUCCUCACAACAGUGUUUGAUUGGCCGGUUGCGGCCGCCUGCGACGAGGUGAGCUGUGGAACCGUAACCUUAACCCAUCACAUGCGCUUGCCCACCGAACGCGGUGCGAGUCAUGUUCUACUUUGCUUGAUUUUGUUGGUUUCCUCGGCUGCGUCGGCAACUUACGAGUUUUUGAAGUUUCUGGAGACAUGUAGUUUGCAAAUGGAAACCGAGAGGAUGGUGCGCGUUAUUGUUGAUACGGGGUAUACCAGUCCCUUUCACCGUUUGGCGCACAUUUGGAGGCGUAUGCGAGUCCAAUCGGAUGGGCACGAGGAGCUUCCUGAUCACGGGCUCCCCUUUAUCGGUAACAUGGCGUGGGGUGACUUUCUUGACGAAGUUUGCGCCCGGAUUCAGAGGGAUCGCUCCUUUGGUGUGAUUGAGCACAAAGAGUUUGAUAGCCUUCGCGCCGUCCAAGCUCUUAUGGUUUAUGAGAACUACUUCAUUACGUUCCACCAACACGGUAUCUUGGAGCGGGGAGCACUGAAAUACGCAGAUGAAAAUGUUAUCAGGAUGCUUAUCCGCAGCCUGUUUGAUGAAUUCAGCACAUUAGUUCGAGGCAAGGACCACGUGACACUCUUACGUUGGAAGGUCGUAAAGUACCUGGUGGUGUAUGCUCUUUUUUAUCCAUUUGUUGUAGCCCACUUCCUUCUUCGCGUUUUGGUCAAGAAUGCUGCCAUGGUGCGCACUGAUUGGGGAGGUUAUAUGACGAAGGACUGGAACAAACGUGCCCUCUGGACGUUUAGUCUGUACAACGAAGUACCGCAUGUGUUGUCUGCGAGGAUUGCGAGUGGACGGCAAAUUGUGAUGGAAAUGAUCUGCAGACUUAAACCCCAUUCCAGUGGUAAGCGCUUCGUGUGCCGCGUAGCCUCUGGGAUCAUCCUUGUCUUACUAAGUUUGUCACUGGUAAAUACGUCGUUGUUGGUUUCGGGAAAUUUGUGUGGCAUUCCACUUCUUUGGUGGCUCACAGGUUCUAUCGCAGCAUUUUCUGUGUGCAACGAAACCCCACCAGUAGAGCGGGAGUACAAUUACUUGCCUGACCUUGAAAGACUUGUCAAGCAGUUGCACUACAGUCAAGAGGAGUGGAAUCACUCUGGGGAGUCAUUCUACAGUGCCGUCACUUGGGACUUUUUAGAAAGUCGGUUUUCUGUUAUUAUCAGUGACAUUGCUCGGACGUUGUUUAUGCCGUGCAUUCUUCUCGGCCUUUUGUUUGACGGUAGUUUGCCUGCCCUUAUGGAGUGUGUGCAGUCAGAGUCUGUGCGCGUGGAUGGGUUAGGUUCUGUUGCACGAGAAGCGGCAUUUGACUUUCAGCUCCUUGGUGAUGGUAAUGACUACCCUCUGGCUUACCAUCUUAGUGAGAAACUUCUCAAAUCGAUCGCUAGCUUCUCCGCUAUCUACCCCAAGUGGAUGUUGAAGCACAUGCCUGACGCGGUGCCACCAGCUGAUCAAUCUGGAGGUAGUGCAACUUCAGGCGCACUAGACAUUUUAGUGACGAAGCUGCGCAAUAGAGUCGAUGCAGAAACAGAAAUGCAAGUGCUGGGUGACCCGUCGGUGAGCGCGUUGGGCGUGGUAAACUCAGAAGCUGAGAUUACUCGCAGUUCAGCGCUACUUGGUAAAGGCACUGCGCACGAACGGGAGCAACUGUUCGUCUCGCAUAUGAUGCAAUCAAUCUAUGCUUCGAAGAGCUUCGGUAUCGAUUCUCGCACUCUUAGGACUGCUAAAGAAGGGAGAGAGGGAUGCGGGACAUAA
This is a messenger RNA of Trypanosoma brucei brucei TREU927, 1965 nucleotides long. RefSeq lists its product as hypothetical. Gene Ontology annotation, biological process: autophagy of mitochondrion; protein localization to phagophore assembly site. The record is from RefSeq and is a predicted model, not a curated record. NCBI's taxonomy places the organism in Eukaryota, Euglenozoa, Kinetoplastea, Trypanosomatida, Trypanosomatidae. The coding region runs from base 1 to 1965 and encodes 654 amino acids. Gene Ontology annotation, cellular component: phagophore assembly site; autophagosome. The transcript has a single exon.